Molecule: messenger RNA, 1028 nt
Organism: Triticum urartu
Lineage: Eukaryota; Viridiplantae; Streptophyta; Magnoliopsida; Poales; Poaceae
Product: protein LURP-one-related 7
Source: RefSeq, a predicted model, not a curated record
CAUUUCGCCUCUUCUUCGCUUCUUCCACCCACUCUUGAAUCAUUCGCCUUUCCUUCCUACCCCCUACCGAUCACCUUUUCCUAAACCAACGCCUCGCUUGCUCUCCCCUUGCCAUGGACAGGACAAACGCCGCGGCCGCUGCCCCGCCGCCCGUACCCAUGGCGGCGCCCGUCGUCCCGGUCGAUCUGACGGUCGUCAAGAAGCUCCUCGGGGGCGGCGGCGACCUGGCGGUCCACGACGCGUCUGGCGGUCUCGCCUUUCGCGUCACGGCGGCGGACGGUUGUGGCAGGAGGUGCGGAGGGAGGGCGCUCCUCGACGCCUCCGGGAGCACUCUGGUCACUGCCAGGACCAGCGAGGGUGCGUGGCAGGCAUUCAGAGGAAUUAGUUGGGAACAGAAAGACAUAAUUUUUUCAACAAAGGUAAUGUGUACUUCUUCAGAUCGAAAGGAGGUACAUGUCUUUGUCCCGCCGAGAAGCACAUCUGAGGAGCAAAAACCAAGCUACAUACUCGUAGGAAAUCCAUCUCGAAGAGCAUGCACGAUUAUAAGGGGAAACUCCAUUGUUGCUCAGACAAAUCUCCCGUACAAACUCAAUAAGGCCGUCUAUUCAAGGCGGAAGUUUAGGGUGACGAUUUACCCAGGAAACGAUAACAUUCUGAUCAUGGCAAUGGUUAUGACCUUCCUUGUUCAAAAAUAACAUAGGUGAUGAAUACGAACAUUGCUUUCAGAAAGCUCAGAGGAUGAUUUAGUUCAUUCUUCUCUCACUGACCAAUUGCACUUACUGGACGAAAAAAGGAUUCUCGAACAUGCACCCAAAUGCGUGUCGUCUUCUUACUGGAAAGACUGAUAUGUUGUAAAUAUUUUGUUGUUGUCCAGUUUCAUUUUUAUUUUUUUUGGCUAGACUACUACUGAAAGCGUCUACUUUUCUCGCAUUCAUUGGCAUCAAGGGAUGGAUAGGACAUGGUACUAUGAAACCCAGCAUUAUCUUCUGAUCAAGACAGCAGUAUGUGUUGCAUAAUUGUGGCUAUAA